Messenger RNA from Phycomyces blakesleeanus NRRL 1555(-), 1234 nucleotides. RefSeq lists its product as hypothetical. The record is from RefSeq and is a predicted model, not a curated record. Gene Ontology annotation, molecular function: ATP transmembrane transporter activity; ADP transmembrane transporter activity; FAD transmembrane transporter activity. Gene Ontology annotation, cellular component: peroxisomal membrane. NCBI's taxonomy places the organism in Eukaryota, Fungi, Mucoromycota, Mucoromycetes, Mucorales, Phycomycetaceae. Gene Ontology annotation, biological process: transmembrane transport. The transcript has 7 exons. Bases 1 to 939 code for a protein of 312 amino acids.
AUGUCUGACAAUAUUGCUCACGCUCUCUCAGGUGCUGGUGGUGGCAUCGUCGCCAUGAUCUUGACAUACCCUCUUGUCAACAUCAGCUCACGUCUUCAAGUACAGAAAAAUGACAAUGACAAGGACGCUUAUAAAAAUACACUUGAUGCCCUUGCAAAGAUUAUUGCUAAAGAAGGUCCCAAGGGCCUUUACUCUGGUCUGAGCUCUGGUAUAUUUGGUAUUGCUAUCACAAAUGGUGUGUACUAUUACUGCUACGAGGCUGUCAAGGCAAUCUUUGAAAAAACCAAGCCCAGAGGUCAGUCAAUGUCGGCUUCGGAAUCUAUGCUUUCGGGUGCCAUUGCUGGUGCUACUGUUGUAUUGGCUACACAUCCCAUUUGGACCGUCAAUACCCGCAUGACAGUUAGGAAAGGCAUGGAAGGAGAUAAUUCAAAUAAGGCUACUUCUAAGAGUAGCAGUAGCAGUGCAUUUGCCGUUGGAAAAAGUAUUCUUCACCACGAAGGAAUUGCUGGACUUUAUGCAGGUGUACAGGCUGCUUUGAUGCUGGUGAUUAAUCCCAUUAUUCAGUACACCGUUUUCGAGCAGUUGAAGAGUAAAAUUUCCAAAACCAGAGCCCUCGGCAGCUUUGAUUACUUUCUUUUGGGUGCAGUAAGCAAGCUUUGUGCUACUGGAAUUACAUAUCCUUACAUUGUUGUAAAGUCUCGUAUGCAAGUGGUUCAGGAAGGCGAGGAAAGAUACAGUUCGAUAAUUGAUGCUUUCAAGAAGAUUAUAUCAAAGGAGGGCAUCAGCGGUCUUUACAAGGGUAUCCACUCUAAACUCCUUCAGAGUGUUCUUACUGCUGCCUUCUUAUUUAUGGCUAAAGAAGCUUUGUUCGAUUGGGCUGUCUGGGCACUUGUCCUGACUGGUGCUAGAAAAGCUAGAAUUGGCUCUAACAAGGCAUAAUAAAAAAAGUUAUAGACCUACACAUACACAGAAAUGUAUAUUAUUAUUAUUAUUAUUACUAUUAUUACUUGUAUGUAGAUAUUCAUAAUACAUUCUCGAAUUUUUGCAUGUAUAUACACACACACAAAAGAGAAAAUAACCUUUUUGUUGAUGUUUAAUUAUUUUUGCUGUAUACUUUUUUAACUCAUUAUAUUCGGGCAGUAACUUGGUAAAAUUAUGUAUCUUAUUUACUAUUUACUAUAUAAUUAUAAGAAGUUAUGUGAAUACAUUUAUGAAGAACGUUCAUUAUCGAAAU